Apodemus sylvaticus (European woodmouse) is the source of this 2567-nucleotide messenger RNA. RefSeq names its product BLK proto-oncogene, Src family tyrosine kinase (gene Blk). Gene Ontology annotation, biological process: protein phosphorylation; innate immune response; cell differentiation. The transcript is spliced from 13 exons. Lineage: Eukaryota; Metazoa; Chordata; Mammalia; Rodentia; Muridae. Gene Ontology annotation, cellular component: extrinsic component of cytoplasmic side of plasma membrane. The record is from RefSeq and is a predicted model, not a curated record. Gene Ontology annotation, molecular function: ATP binding; signaling receptor binding; non-membrane spanning protein tyrosine kinase activity. The coding region runs from base 489 to 2009 and encodes 506 amino acids.
CCACAGGUGGCCCAGACAGAACUGUCUGAAAAAUACUUUUUGGAGAUAGUGGGAGGUGUCUUGACCCUAACAAGCCAACUGAGGGAAAACACCAGCCACGUGGUGAACUAAAACCCAUGAGAAAACUCUGGGGUGGCAGAGGAGCAUCAUGACCAUGCCAAUGGAACUUCCUCAGAAACACCUCUAGGGCUGAGGAACCAGACAUCUCCAGAAGACGUAGCCGGAGGGCAAAGAUCACAUUGGGCUGCUUCUUGGGGCUGUUGAUGGAGGUCUGAUCACAACGAGGGCACACACACCUCUGCAUGCUGUUAGCAGGAAGCCACAAGCCACCAAAGCUGACUAAGAUGAGAAGGAAGAAUCCAUCUGGGGAUGGAAUUUGUUUUUCUUAACUGGGUCCAGAACUUCUGGUUGCCUCUAGGAGGUCCUUCAACCACAUGCACCCUAGGAUCUGAAUAGCUAUGUUGAGAAGCUACUGAAGACCUGCAAGGAUGGGCCUACUGAGCAGCAAGAGGCAGGUCAGUGAGAAGGGCAAGGGCUGGAGCCCCGUGAAGGUCCGCAGCCAGAGCAGGACUCCCCCGCCCCUGCCACCCCUGGUUGUCUUCAACCACCUUGCCCCUCCGCCUCCUGACCAGGACCCAGAUGAAGAGGAACGUUUUGUGGUGGCCCUGUUUGACUAUGCCGCUGUGAAUGACAGGGACCUUCAGGUGCUGAAGGGAGAGAAACUCCAGGUCUUGAGGAGCACUGGAGACUGGUGGUUGGCCAGGUCACUCGUCACAGGAAGAGAAGGAUAUGUGCCGAGCAACUUCGUGGCCCCAGUAGAGACCCUGGAAGUAGAAAAAUGGUUCUUCAGGACCAUCAGCCGGAAGGAUGCUGAGAGGCAGUUGCUGGCUCCGAUGAACAAGGCUGGCUCCUUUCUCAUCAGAGAGAGUGAGAGCAAUAAAGGUGCCUUUUCCCUGUCCGUGAAAGAUGUCACCACCCAGGGGGAGGUGGUCAAGCACUACAAGAUCCGCUCACUGGAUGAUGGAGGCUAUUACAUCUCCCCCCGGAUCACCUUCCCGACCCUCCAGGCCCUGGUGCAGCACUAUUCAAACAAAGGGGAUGGCUUGUGUCAGAAGCUGACCGUGCCCUGUGUGAACCCGGCCCCGAAGAGCCCCUGGGCCCAAGACGAAUGGGAAAUUCCCAGGCAGUCACUCAAGUUGGUCCGGAAACUUGGGUCUGGGCAGUUUGGCGAAGUCUGGAUGGGUUAUUACAAAAAUAACAUGAAAGUGGCCAUCAAGACCCUGAAGGAGGGAACCAUGUCUCCAGAAGCUUUCCUGGGCGAGGCCAACAUGAUGAAAACCCUGCAGCAUGAGAGGCUGGUCCGUCUCUAUGCUGUGGUCACCAGAGAGCCCAUCUACAUCGUCACUGAAUACAUGGCCAGAGUUGCUCUCUUUCUUCUCCUAGGGUGCUUGCUGGAUUUUCUGAAGACUGAUGAAGGCAGCAGAUUGUCCCUUCCAAGGCUGAUUGACAUGUCAGCCCAGGUUGCAGAAGGGAUGGCUUAUAUAGAGCGUAUGAAUUCCAUCCACCGUGACCUGCGGGCAGCCAACAUCCUGGUGUCUGAGACCUUGUGCUGCAAAAUCGCUGACUUCGGCCUGGCCAGGAUCAUUGACAGUGAAUACACUGCCCAAGAGGGGGCCAAGUUCCCCAUCAAGUGGACUGCCCCGGAGGCCAUCCACUUCGGGGUGUUUACUAUCAAGGCUGAUGUGUGGUCCUUUGGAGUCUUGCUGAUGGAGAUCGUCACAUAUGGGCGUGUUCCCUACCCAGGAAUGAGCAACCCUGAGGUCAUCCGUAGCCUGGAGCACGGCUACCGAAUGCCGUGCCCAGAGACGUGUCCACCGGAACUGUACCGUGACAUCAUCACCGAGUGCUGGCGAGGACAGCCGGAGCAGCGGCCUACCUUUGAGUUCCUGCAGUCGGUGCUGGAGGACUUCUACACAGCCACAGAAGGCCAAUAUGAGCUGCAGCCCUAGCAACCAAUGGCUCUACAGGGCUCCCUGCCUGAGCCUCCUGUUGGACUCUGACUUUGGGUUAACAUGUUCACACUUAGCUCUUCUUCCAGACUAGGUGGGCUGCAGAGUCAGGGUGCAAUGGCGUGCCUGCUUCUCAAGUGAGAGAACCGGGAGACAAACAUGGCUUCGUAAUGGGGCACGGCAUCUCAAGGCACGACCUUGGUCCACCCUUCACUGGCUGUGUACCUUUGGGCAAGUUACUUAGCUGCUCUGUGUCUUUUAUUCCUUGAAUGUAAAACAAGGAAGGAUUGUGUCAGAACUUACCUCCAGUUGUGUUCAGACCCGGGACUGUGCCGAGAUCAGUUUGACCAGUUAGCGAUGGACAGUAUGAUGGUGGCAGGCAAUCAGAGCUCCUGUGUCUCUUACCUCGAAAGCCUCGACAGCAAGUGCCUCCCUGUCUGUUGCUCCAGAACAAUGGGCCAAGCCUCCAGGUAGCCCUGGCUGUGUGUCAGCCCCUCCCCUCCCCUGCCUGCACACUUUGGGACUUUUCUAAAAUAAAGUCAUGAGAGUUUUACCUUU